Pseudovirgaria hyperparasitica is the source of this 2148-nucleotide messenger RNA. RefSeq lists its product as uncharacterized. The record is from RefSeq and is a predicted model, not a curated record. NCBI's taxonomy places the organism in Eukaryota, Fungi, Ascomycota, Dothideomycetes, Acrospermales, Acrospermaceae. The transcript is spliced from 3 exons. The coding region runs from base 138 to 1919 and encodes 593 amino acids.
UGAAACCGCCGCUAGAGCUUCAGGAUAGCACAGUGGCAUUGCUGAACUCGAAGAGACGACGGUAAAGGAUCUGAGCAAGCGAAAGACGUCAGAAAAUUCAAGAAGAACGGUCUGCAAUCAGGGUCGAAAUACCCAGCAUGGCAGCUGUUACGGCGGGGUAUGACUGGCCCCGUUCAUCGCCUAUGCAACAUUCAUCUUCAGACACAGCUUCACCGGUUUUCCCAGAAAGACCAAUACGGCCCCUACCAAAACGUCGUCUUAGAAAUCGACUGUCUCCCGAGCAAGCUGACUCCAUCGUUUUUCCACCUGCACCUCCAAGCUCAGCUCAGUUAUUUAGCUUUCCGUACAGUUCGGUAGACAGAGGGAACAGUGCAUCUUUUAGACCUCCACGAGCGAGCCAGCAUCAACAUACCUGCAACUGUGGCCAUCAUAAUUCAGAUAUAGAAAGCGAGUACGAGGAAGAUCAUCCAAUAUCCUACGAUUCGUCUCCCACAGCGGACAGAAGCUUUCUGAGCGCCCGAUCUAAUAACAAAGGCCCGGCUAUCACCAAGGCUCUCUCGACGACGUCUUCAGCGGAUGGGUACGAGUCGUUCGAGAAUACGAAUAACAAGAAAAAACGCAAGAUACCAAAUACAAGCAGCAGUAGUAGCCAGCAGACAAAUCUGUCGGCAGAGAUGGCUGGUAUGGGUCUUUCACCUAAUGGUCGACAUGCUGUCGAUGAUCUUGAAGAUGGCCAUGUACGUGCAUCACCCUCCGCAGCAGCAGCGACUACUCGAGUGGACAUGUCUGGUGCUGGAAGGGGAAGAAAUAAAGGCCGUCCACAUGGCCAGCGUGUUUCGGGUGCAAAUACAGUCAGUAUGGGUAGCGGUUCCAAUGGUGCGAUGAUGCAUGGCCAACGUCAGGCGGCCAAUGACCCAGAUUCACGAUCGCAAGGAGGCAUCAUCUCGACCGCAAUUGCUAAUGCACAAGCCCAACCGCCUCUAGCUGAAGACGGCAUCGGGAUCGGGAGCACCAGCCUACUCCAGAAGCAGGCGUCACGAUCAUCCCCGAACGCCGGUCAAUUCACCUUCACGGUCGAGUCGGAAUCUGCGAAUCGGAUGGUAUGGCCAGGACAGGCUGGUGCAUACCCUCCUGGAGUUGACACUCCUGAGGCUAGACGAUUGUAUGAUGCGAACAGGCAGACUACAGGCAGAUCUGCUGUUGACGCUGGCAAACGACCCGUUCAUGAGGGCUCUCAUCGCAACAUGACCGCACAUGGAACUCAAAGUGGCCCUGCUGUCAACGGUGCCUAUGGGGCAAAGCAGCAAUACGCCGAGCACCCGCCACCUCAUGGUGCAGCUCCCAACCAGCAGGCUCCCUCGCCUAGAAAACCACGUCGUAGCCCUGCUAAACAGUAUGAGAUCGCCGCGCGUCAGCGGAAGAUUCAACAAGACUUUACCAAUUGGCAUCAUCCACCUCGGAGGGAAGACAUGUGGAUAUGCGAGUUUUGCGAAUACGAGGCGAUUUUUGGCAGGCCACCUCGAGCUCUCAUAUACCAGUAUGAGAAGAAAGACAAGCAAGAAAGAAAGAGACUUGCGGAAAAACGGAGGCUUUUGGAGAAGGCUCGGAUGAAGGGCAAGAGGGGUAAGAAGGGAAGCAAGAACUCAAAGGCCAACAACGGCCAACAGACGAAUGCAACCAAUGCUCAUCACACUCAGGUCGGCGAUGAGAAUAUGCGUACACACCCCGAUGAUCCCUCACAACAAAUGACCCAGGAAGAAUACUACUCUGAUGAAUUGGACGACGGAGGUAUAGAAAGGCAUGAUCUUGACUCAGUCGGACAUCCGCACCACAAAGGACAUCGGCCUGCUCCCAACACUGGCCAAGCUCCUGGACCGCCUAUAGUAGGUCCUGGGAAAGGGAUAGCAAAUGGGGCAUGAUGGUUACAAGGGUUGGCUGUUGUUGUAGGCUUGCGUGGAACACUCUUCGUUUGGAUGUUCCUCCGCUACUGGUUGACUAUAGCUUACAACUGGUCGAAGCAGUUGUUCUCACUAGACAUGGUCCCCUCCAGCUCAUUUCCCGGCACCUAAGAAACUGAGCUGUGAGUAUACUGGCUUAUGGCCAUCGGGUCCUCCAGUCAGCACGCGAGCCGACAGCCUGGCCACCCUG